AUGGAGGCGACGCAGGAGUCCACCCAGCCAUGCACAGACCCUCGCCGCAUGGGCUACAACAACUCCGGUCUCCACGAUGAUGAUAUGACGGAUAUCAUUUGUAUCUUACACCCCAAUUCACCUGCAGCUCAUGACGCGGUAGCUGCAACCGCUCGCCAUCGCCCGCAGCACAUCCUACAAAGGGAGGCGUUGGAAUAUGAAUGUUCAGAUACUGCAGCCUUGGACUUCGCCCUUAGACUGUCAUCGAAUGUGUAUGAAGCAGGCACGGGGUUUUGCUUUGGACGAAACAGAGCUCGCUGUGAUCUUCUCAUUGCCGAUGCUAAUUCGAAACGUAUCUCGAACACGCACUUCCGCAUCUAUCUCACGCAGGAUGGGAUAAUAAUGCUCGAAGAUACCUCCACCAAUGGAACGAUCGUAGACAACUGUCGUCUUCGCAAAAGUCAAAAAGAGAAAAGUCGCAUGCUAGUCAACGGCUCCGUGAUCCAGGUACCGAAUGGUGAAGUCCUCGGCUCGGAGGAAGUCAGAUUCAUCGUGCGCCUUCCGUCCCGGGAAGGCUUUGUCAUGCAGUACACGGAAAACGUCCUUCACUACUUCGAGAGGAUUGAGGCCCAGCGAGCAGGCGCCGUCCGGGCCAGAGCUCGUGCAACUCCUGCACCUGCUCUGCAAAUGGCGUCGCCCAACACAUACGGCAUGCACUGGUCUGGCGGAUUGAUAUAUAACGUGACCGGUCAGAUAGGCAAAGGAGCUUUUGCAACGGUCUACAAACUUGCCACGAAACAACAUGGCGCUGUUUACGCAGCUAAGGAACUUGACAAGCGCCGCUUUAUGAAGAAUGGGAUACUUGACAAGAAGGUCGAUAAUGAAAUGAAGAUCAUGAAGGAUCUGAAACACCCCAACAUUGUCCAGUAUGUCGACCACCACGAGCACGACAGAUGGAUUUACAUCAUCAUGGAGUACGUCCCGGGCGGAGAGUUGUCCACAUACCUGCAGUCCCAUGGCAAGAUUCGGGAGGAUAUGGUUAGGCCUAUGGCGCGGCAGAUCUUGCAUGCACUUCACUAUCUCCACAAACGCAAAAUCACGCAUCGCGAUAUCAAACCGGACAAUAUCCUGAUCGCAUCCCUUGAUCCUCUGAGGGUGAAAUUGUCCGACUUUGGCCUUUCCAAGGUGGCCCAGGAAGAGACAUUUCUCAGGACCUUUUGUGGCACUCUCCUCUAUUGCGCUCCUGAAGUCUACCCUGAAUAUGACACCUAUCGGCGCGGUGAAGUUCGGAAACGCCGCAGGCUGGGUGAUCCGCCGCCCAAAACGUCCCCUUAUGAUCAAUCCGUUGACAUGUGGUCACUUGGAGCGGUUCUGUUUCAUCUCCUUGCAGGGGUCCCUCCAUUCGCUCCACGAGGAGAUGAUAGGGGAACCCAAAUGCUGAGAAUCAUCAUGACCGAGGAUGCCGAUUAUGGGGAACUUCGCAAAGCAGGUGUUUCUGAGGAUGGAAUAGACUUGGUGGCUCGGCUGCUGAAUCGUGACCCCACGUCUCGACCGAGCGAACGCGAAUGCUUUAAACAUCCAUGGAUUGCUGGAGUUGCGGACAUUGACGAGUAUGAGGACGAGGACGUCAUGUUGAACCUUGCAGAUGAUCUUUCUGAUAUAGGCGAAGAUCUAGAGGACGAGCUUGACGCUUCUCAACUUUCGCUCAAUGAUAAGCCGGCAGCGGAGGUAGCCGUCGAGGAGGACAAUGAAGCGGCUCAAUCCAAGAAAAUUAAGCUUGAUUACCCCCCAGCAGAUAUCCGUUAUCCAUCGUUGCCAAGUAUCGACAGUUUCCAGGUCGUGCAGCCUAUUUCUCAGUCAACUCCAAAACGACUUUUCGGGGAGAUCACGCCAUCGGUUCUUCGAAGUUCACAUGCGUUGGGUGAGAAUGUCGAUGCAUUUGAGGGUGACGACUUUAGCAUCCAUGACUUCGUUUCUUCCACUGGUGAGUCGAACAUUAGCGACGGCAACAGCCUAAAUUCCGUCCUCUCCCUCCCGGAAAACCCCGUCGCCGGAUCUGCACCUAGCUUAAUGGGAGCUGAGAAACUUGUUGGGCAGCUGAACAUGGACUCGUGGCACCCUGGCACAUCGAACAACAUUCCUCCCCAUCACAUCGAGGCGCCGGGACCGCAAACUAGCAUGGCUGCGCAAGUCCCAGAUAAGCAAGCCCCAGAGGCACCAAAGCAUACCUCUGUCGAUGAUGCAACCCUUAAGCCUUGCAAAUUCAGCCGGCGGAUCGAGCUGCCCGUACCCGAUACGGCCAGUGAGCGCUCGAGCCCAGAAAUGAUAGAAAAGACAGCGGAGAAGGCAGAUGAGGAUGGAGUCGAGAAGACAACCGAGACAACCGAAAAGCCAAUCGAGAAGUCUAACCACGGCCGGGCUGAGUCCGAAGCUGACUACGGAGAGAUUUUUGACAUUGAAUUGGCAAACACUAUCGAUGCCAAAACUGGAGAGCAGCUUCCAGAUCUACUUCAACGGGGCGACAACCAACUUCCUGCGGAGCCCGCACCAGACCCGAGUCCGGAUACCAACCCUCGAGUAUUUUCCCAGCCCAGCAAGACACGUCCCCUCCUAGGCAGGUUGACCACUCUUCCGGGGUCCAUCUUUGACCUCACCAUCCCGCUGGAAACGCGUAUGACAUCCUGGGGUCGCGGGCCCCAAGCGACCAUAUGCUAUCCUGAGCCAAUGGACACACGGAUCCCUGCAUAUGCCUUGGAAGUCACCUUUUGGGCCCCUGCGAUUGAGACGAAGAUCGCUGCCGGACAGGAGUGGAUGACUGUCCCCGGUGUGAUGGCGAUUCUCUCCACCAAAACUCGCAAGUGUAUCUGGGUUAACGGCACUGAGCUCCGACGAGGGCCGGACGGUGACAAUGGGCGUGAGGGCUUCCAUUUCGGGAAGCUGUACACUGGCGAUGUCAUUACGGUUUACCAGCACCGCCAUAAGUUUCUGAAGUUCGCCUGCGAAUUCUACCACGGGGACAGUGCGCGCCCGCGUCCCGAGGAGGAAAAAGGCUUCACUGUGCGCAAAGUCCUGAUGCCCAAGGAGGCGACCAUAAACCGACUGCCUGCGCGGAAGGUCACUGGUGGGAAGAAGUAG
This is a messenger RNA of Aspergillus ibericus CBS 121593, 3114 nucleotides long. Its product is annotated as serine/threonine-protein kinase. The transcript has 3 exons. Gene Ontology annotation, cellular component: cytoplasm. The record is from RefSeq and is a predicted model, not a curated record. NCBI's taxonomy places the organism in Eukaryota, Fungi, Ascomycota, Eurotiomycetes, Eurotiales, Aspergillaceae. The coding region runs from base 1 to 3114 and encodes 1037 amino acids. Gene Ontology annotation, biological process: autophagy; peptidyl-serine phosphorylation. Gene Ontology annotation, molecular function: protein binding; ATP binding; protein serine/threonine kinase activity.